This is a messenger RNA of Pan troglodytes (chimpanzee), 2907 nucleotides long. It is a transcript of the gene HNRNPF, whose product is annotated as heterogeneous nuclear ribonucleoprotein F. The coding region runs from base 1045 to 2292 and encodes 415 amino acids. The transcript has 4 exons. Lineage: Eukaryota; Metazoa; Chordata; Mammalia; Primates; Hominidae. The record is from RefSeq and is a predicted model, not a curated record. Gene Ontology annotation, molecular function: RNA binding.
GAUUCCCCUGCCUCAGCCACCCGAGUGGCUGGGACUACAAGCGCGCGUCACCGCGCCCGGCUAAUUUUUUUGUAUUUUAGUAGGGGUUUCACUAUGUUGGCCAGGAUGGUCUCGAUUUCCUGACCGCCUGAUCCGUCCGCCUCGGCCUCCCAAAGUGGUGGGAUUACAGGCGUGAGCCACCGCGCCCGGCCUUCAGUGUACUUUCCUUAUUUUAUUUUUUGAGACAGCGUCUCGCUCUGUCGCCCAGGCUGGACGCAAUGGAGCAGUCACGGAUCACUGCAGCCUCGACCUCCCGGGCUCAAGCGAUUCUCCCGCCUUAGCCUCCCAAAUUACUGGGACCACAGGCUUGCGCCACCAAGCCCUGCCAUCGGCUCUCAUUUCCUUUUCCCAUCCUAGUCUUCAAUCAGGCGUCCUUUCGGCGCACAUUUCAGUGUCCUGCGGAGCUCACCAGUGUCCUUCCUUCAGGGCCUCAGGGGCAGUCAGAGGGAUCUUUCCCGCCGCUCCACUCCCUCCCCCUCCCCCUAUCCCCUCCCCUCCCCUCCCUUCUCCUCCCCCUAUCCCCUCCCCUCCCCUCCCUUCUCCUCUCCAGAAACGUCCUCGCUUGUCCGCCUCCCCCGCCAGCCGUGUCGGCUCUGCUCCGCGCCCAGCCGGCCAACCGGCGGCUCAGCUCUGGGCGCGUCACAAUGCGCCGUCGCGGCCCCGCCCCCGGACGCCGGACGCAGAAACUCCGCCCUGCCGCGGUCCUUGCGUCCUUCCGGCUCCGUCGUGGAAGCAGGACUGCGCCGCGUCUUCCUCAAGGUUGAGAACAAAAACAUGCACCUGGAGUUUCCCUGGAGCCCUCUGCGUGGUUGAGCUUCGGUGGAAUUUCGGGGCUCUUGGCUGCCAGCCGCGCUUGCCUGGUAGCAACAGAAACCAGUCCCGCUCGCCUCUGUGGACAUUUCAUUACCAUCCAGAAGUGUCUCCCACUGAAGGCAUCCGUGGUUGUUUUUAAGCCACAAAAAAGCCACACCCAAGAUCACCUGACACCCACCCUGUCAAGUGUCCAUGAUGCUGGGCCCUGAGGGAGGUGAAGGCUUUGUGGUCAAGCUCCGUGGCCUGCCCUGGUCCUGCUCUGUUGAGGACGUGCAGAACUUCCUCUCUGACUGCACGAUUCAUGAUGGGGCAGCAGGUGUCCAUUUCAUCUACACUAGAGAGGGCAGGCAGAGUGGUGAGGCUUUUGUUGAACUUGGAUCAGAAGAUGAUGUAAAAAUGGCCCUGAAAAAAGACAGGGAAAGCAUGGGACACCGGUACAUUGAGGUGUUCAAGUCCCACAGAACCGAGAUGGAUUGGGUGUUGAAGCACAGUGGUCCCAACAGUGCCGACAGCGCCAACGAUGGCUUCGUGCGGCUUCGAGGACUCCCAUUUGGAUGCACAAAGGAAGAAAUUGUUCAGUUCUUCUCAGGGUUGGAAAUCGUGCCAAACGGGAUCACAUUGCCUGUGGACCCCGAAGGCAAGAUUACAGGGGAAGCGUUCGUGCAGUUUGCCUCGCAGGAGUUAGCUGAGAAGGCUCUAGGGAAACACAAGGAGAGGAUAGGGCACAGGUACAUUGAGGUGUUUAAGAGCAGCCAGGAGGAAGUUAGGUCAUACUCAGAUCCCCCUCUGAAGUUCAUGUCCGUGCAGCGGCCAGGGCCCUAUGACCGGCCCGGGACUGCCAGGAGGUACAUUGGCAUCGUGAAGCAGGCAGGCCUGGAAAGGAUGAGGCCCGGUGCCUACAGCACAGGCUACGGGGGCUACGAGGAGUACAGUGGCCUCAGUGAUGGCUACGGCUUCACCACCGACCUGUUCGGGAGAGACCUCAGCUACUGUCUCUCCGGAAUGUAUGACCACAGAUAUGGCGACAGUGAGUUCACAGUGCAGAGCACCACAGGCCACUGUGUCCACAUGAGGGGCCUGCCGUACAAAGCGACCGAGAACGACAUUUACAACUUCUUCUCUCCUCUCAACCCUGUGAGAGUCCAUAUUGAGAUCGGCCCAGAUGGAAGAGUGACGGGCGAAGCAGAUGUUGAGUUUGCUACUCAUGAAGAAGCUGUGGCAGCUAUGUCCAAAGACAGGGCCAAUAUGCAGCACAGAUAUAUAGAACUCUUCUUGAAUUCAACAACAGGGGCCAGCAAUGGGGCGUAUAGCAGCCAGGUGAUGCAAGGCAUGGGGGUGUCUGCUGCCCAGGCCACUUACAGUGGCCUGGAGAGCCAGUCAGUGAGUGGCUGUUACGGGGCCGGCUACAGUGGGCAGAACAGCAUGGGUGGCUAUGACUAGUUUUGUUAGGAACAUUUGAGUUACUUCAAUCAAAUUUUCACAGGCAGCCAACAAGCAAUUAAGAGCAGUUAGAGGAAGCUGGGGGACCCAUUUUGCACCAUGAGUUUGUGAAAAAUCUGGAUUAAAAAAUUACCUCUUCAGUGUUUUCUCAUGCAAAAUUUUCUUCUAGCAUGUGAUAAUGAGUAAACUAAAACUAUUUUCAGCUUUUCUCAAUUAACAUUUUGGUAGUAUACUUCAGAGUGAUGUUAUCUAAGUUUAAGUAGUUUAAGUAUGUUAAAUGUGGAUCUUUUACACCACAUCACAGUGAACACACUGGGGAGACGUGCUUUUUUGGAAAACUCAAAGGUGCUAGCUCCCUGAUUCAAAGAAAUAUUUCUCAUGUUUGUUCAUUCUAGUUUAUAUUUUCAUUUAAAAUCCUUUAGGUUAAGUUUAAGCUUUUUAAAAGUUAGUUUUGAGAAUUGAGACACAAUACUAAUACUGUAGGAAUUGGUGAGGCCUUGACUUAAAACUUUCUUUGUACUGUGAUUUCCUUUUGGGUGUAUUUUGCUAAGUGAAACUUGUUAAAUUUUUUGUUAACUAAAUUUUUUUCUUAAAAUAAAGACUUUUUCACAAUGA